This is a messenger RNA of Cotesia congregata, 2769 nucleotides long. The record is from the annotation of a GenBank genome assembly. NCBI's taxonomy places the organism in Eukaryota, Metazoa, Arthropoda, Insecta, Hymenoptera, Braconidae.
AUGAUUAAAUCUGAUACAAACAUGUCGGAUACUCGUCGACGUCGCCAUAAAUCAGAACGUUCCCAUGCGUCCGAUGAUUUAUCAGAAUCAUUCGAUGAACUAGCUAUUACAAAAGACACUGAGAGCAAUGACCAGUCAGACAUUACUGUUCAUCAUGAUUCCGAGUAUGAUACUGCUGGAAGUGAUGGUGAGUCUGAUGGUGGAUCGCAAGAUGGUGUCCAGCGUGAAAGAGGAGAUGGCCAAGAAGAAGACAAACCACAAAAAAAGUUGGACGAUGAUGAGGAUAGACGUAAUCCGCAGUACAUACCAAAACGUGGUACCUUUUAUGAGCAUGAUGAUCGUACUACUGAGGAGGCUGCUGAAGAUACUGUAGAGCAACCUGUUGAAAGGGAAUCCAAGGAUAAAAAGGUCUGGAAGGAUAAAGAAGACCGGUGGGAUCAUGAUAGGUACAAUGACCAGGAGCAGGCUCCAAAAAGUCAUGAUGAACUUAUUGCUGUCUAUGGAUAUGAUAUUAGGAACGAAGAGGGUCCUCCUAGAGCACGCAGACGACGUAGAUAUGGUCGUGGACCAAAUAAAUAUACAAGAAAUUGGGAGGAUGAAGAUGCUUAUGGAAAGACACCAAUAAAUACAUCAACUAAACAGAACCGACGAUUGAAUAAAACCGGUGAAGAAUUUCCUGCUCUUGGAGGUUCAGUCAAGGAUGAUAAACAAGAUGCAGUAGAAGAACCGGUUAUAUCAUCGGCAUGGUACAGUAAUAAAAAUAAAUACAGCAAACAGCAAAACGCCUUCCCACCACUUCAAUCUCAACUUGAUAACCAGAGAACUAGAUUAUUGGCGACUAAUGAUAUCCAUACAAACGAGAAUAAAGCUCCCAAUGAGCCAACUAAUCCUGCUUGGAAGAAAGACGCUAAGUACAGCCAUCAAAGUUUGAUUGCUAAUAUAAACGCUGGUGAUGAUAUUGAAAAAACAACAACAGCUAAUGUAAAACCAGCUUAUGUAAACAAACGACAAGUUCAAGAGAGCGUUAGUCUUGCAGCAAGUAGAGUACGAGGACGUGGAUUCAAACCAACAGCUAAUAAUAAUCUCAUUACUAAUAGAGCUCCUGAUACUAAGCCCAAAGGUCGUGGUAGUGGACUGAUAACUGGUGGAGAUAGAAGGAAUAUUAUGAGUCGGGACGAUGAUCAGUUUGUCAACGAGGUCAAACAUAUCAACGUUAACGAUGGAUCGACGUAUCAUCAUGGACGUCAACAAAAAACUUUUUACGGACAAGGAUCGAACCAGCAACGACCCAGUGUUGGUUCUCCUCGCAUGCAACCACCUACACAGCAACACCAGCAGCAGCAACAACAACAACAACAACAACAACAACAACAACAACAGCAGCCGCAAGCACAUUCUCGAUCUCCGUCUGAAAUGGGUGGAAAUAGACCAAAACGUUAUUCGAGUCUCCGUCAACGACCAGCAAUAUCAGAUGGCCCUGGACAGCAAAAUUAUCCGACUCAGCAUAAUCAACAUGGACAACAUAGCCAACAUGGACCACAUGGACAGCAUAACCAGCUUGGACAGCACGGAUUUUAUUCUCCUCAAGGUGGAAAUUCACACGGUGUUAUAGAGUCACAAGGAUAUCCACAAAAUCAUUUUGAUCAAAGCCCUCAAGUACCGCAGACUGCAAAUACAUUGGCACCUCAGUCAGUGAUGCCACUACCUUCAGCAGGGCAACCAGGUUCUUUUGCACCACCCCCAUUUUUGGUGCCUACUCCGCAAUUUAUUGCACCUCAAACGGCAGCACCCAACAUCAUUAAUUACGUACAAGCUCCUAAUGGACCGGCAUUCCCGCCUAAUUUUCAAGGAUAUCAAGGAUAUACUCCAUCGGUUCAGCCACCGGUUCCACAACCACCGCCAGAGUUAUAUCAACCACAAGGUUGCACUUAUUAUAGUCCAGCCCAACAGCCGCAACAAGUACCGCAGAUAGCUCCGCUUCGACGACCAAAAGCGAUUCCAAUUUUACCUCCUCCAGAUAACAAUUCAGUACAACGUCAGCAGAGUAGCCGUGGUAGAGGUCGUAAUGUUUCACAAGCCUCAUCUUGUAGUGGACCUGGUGGUCAAUUGUCACCUGGUGAGCAGCAGCAACAACAACAUCAACAAUUUCAGCAAAUUGAUACACAACAGUGUGUAUCCGUUGAGUCAAUCAAUAAUUCCUCUAAUGAUAUUUAUAACAAUUUACCCGUUGAACACGUAGAACAAAUUUCUGAAUCUAUGAUACCACAAAUGCCUAAUGAAGAAACAAAUAUUUUUGAUGAGAGCAUUUCUCUAGAUAAUAAGUCAAUUGUUGAAAAUAUUAGAGAGGAUAAUGAUGAAUCAGUUGAAAAUGUAUUGAUAGAAACAUUAAAUGAAAACAUCACAGAAAAUUUUAUCGAGAAUAUAAAUGAAAAUUUGGAAGAAGAAAAAAGUGAUAUUAAAACAGAUAAUAUUGAAGAAAUAAUUUCUAAUGAGCCAACAAAAGAAAAUAUCGAUAUAAAUAAUUUAAAUAAUGAUAUUAAAAAUGAUUUAAUGGAUAAAACUAAUGAAAAUGAUAAUGAUGUAGUUUCAAUUACAAAAAAUGAUUGUGAAAAUAAUAUUGAUGAAACGGUAGUUGUAAUUGAUAAUAAUUCUAAUAAUUCAUUGAGUAAAACCAUUGAAGUAGACUCAGUAACGAUUAAUCAAACAGAUAUUAAUAAUAAAGUUGAGAAUGUGGUAUCGACUCCUGUUGUCGAAGAAGCAGCUGCUUAG